CUAAUUUAUUGUUUCAGCAGCAAUGAGAGGCAGAAAUACUACAAGCACAUUCAAAAAGCGAAGGCAAGCCCAGACAAAUAUAUGAGCAUCAUCAUCGAUGGGAUGGAUCAACACUGCACAGCAAUACCGCAACUACACCCAGCACCCAAAGCCCUCAGCCACACGGACCAACUCAACACACACAUCACUGGCGCUAUUGUACAUGGCAGAGGUCAACACACUUACAUCGACGUCAAAGAAUACCCUCAUGACAGCAACCUCACCAUCAACAUCAUCCUCAGCAUUCUCAUCCGCUACGCCGACUCCCUUCCACCAACUUUGUAUCUCCAAUUAGACAACACAGCAAGGGAGAACAAGAAUCGACACGUCUUUGCCUUUCUCUCUCUCUUAGUGGAGCUCAAUAUCUUCAAAAAGAUCAAGGUUGGCUUCUUAAUGGUUGGACACACACACGAAGAUGUGGAUCAGUUCUUUUCUCGAAUCUCUACCCACCUUAAAAAGCACAGCAUCACGACAUUUCCCAAACUACUACAAGCCAUCCCUGCCUCAUUCAACACUCACACUAUGACAACUGCCCAGCGAAUUCUGCACAUCUUUGAUGUCCGCGACUGGCUUCUGCCCCACCAACAUAGUAUGGCCUAUCACAGCAAGCCACACAUAUUCAAGUUCACCCUAGAUCAAGCCGGGAAAGCCACACUCCAAACCAAAGACUGGUCCACAUCUCCACAUUGGUGCGACACAACAGGCCUGACCCGCAUUCUGUCGUCACUUCCAGAUGGACAACCCAGGCUGGUGAAGAAGUCUUUUACAGACAUCGACAUUCAACAAAUCGAGAGGGGGGCAGAGAAGCUGCGACCAUAUUUCCAGCCAGGGGACAUUGAGGCUUGGAGGUCACUUUGUGAGCUCCUAACCUUAGAGGAAGAGGAAUGUGAAGAAGACGAUGCAACAGUGAGGUGGCCCAUUUGCGACUUGCUGCUAGCGGUCAGUCAACCAGUGAAUGCUCCACAGCAGGAAGUGCAUGCUGACAUCAUAGAGGAGGAACCAUACAGACAGGUUCAUCUUGGACCCAAAGGGAGGAAGGAGAGGAGGACAGAAAUACGGGAGGGAGAUAUGGUGGCCACCUACAUCGAGGCGUAUAGCACACACUGGCCACAGAUAGGACGUGUGGACAAGGUCACAGAGGAUGGCCUUGUACUAGAAUGGUUUACAGGGACAUUGACAACAAAAUGGAAGAAGAUGAUGGUUGCUGUCACAGGACAGCGUGGCCGGAAGCAGGUUUGGGUUGAGACCAUUCCAAGGGAUAGUGUAAUUCUCCUUCCUUUCACUCUGACCGCUGGAGACAAACUGCCACUUCAGGUAGUGAAUGGGUUGAGGGAGAAACAUUGGGAUUAUUUUGAGUAGGUUUCUGCUUUAUUUUGAGGGGUAUUAGGUCUAGUUAAAGCCCUUCUAUAGUGUUGGGACCCCCACAAAUUUGAUGGCAAUAAUCCACAUAGUAUGCGUACUGACAUAGGGGUUUCAUUUAACGCACAAUUCUGCAAGGAUUUUCAAGACAAUAGUGAUUGUAAAGACAAAUAAUAGAAAUAAAGGAAUUUUAGUUUUUCUAUUGUAAGCAUACAACUCAAAUUCAUUUUUUCUUCAAUAAUCAUGUUUAAACAGAUUUGUUAUAAAAUAAUCACUAUGAUGAUAUUGAUUUCAUUAUUGCUACAGAAAAGAAUGAACUUUAGUACAUUAAAUUUGAGGUACAUGUGUGUAACAUA
Messenger RNA from Strongylocentrotus purpuratus (purple sea urchin), 1754 nucleotides. RefSeq lists its product as uncharacterized. Lineage: Eukaryota; Metazoa; Echinodermata; Echinoidea; Camarodonta; Strongylocentrotidae. The transcript is spliced from 4 exons. The coding region runs from base 82 to 1398 and encodes 438 amino acids. The record is from RefSeq and is a predicted model, not a curated record.